This is a messenger RNA of Condylostylus longicornis, 2709 nucleotides long. RefSeq names its product protein PF3D7_1417600-like. Bases 1 to 2709 code for a protein of 902 amino acids. Lineage: Eukaryota; Metazoa; Arthropoda; Insecta; Diptera; Dolichopodidae. The record is from RefSeq and is a predicted model, not a curated record. The transcript is spliced from 6 exons.
AUGUCGAAAAACAAAGUGGUCCGGCAAAACAAAAGGUUAAAUAAACGUAACUCAAAAUUAAAUGAAACAAAUAAAAUAAAAAAAUGUUCUGUUUUGUUGACAAGAUUAGAUGUUUCAGACUUUUCCAAAAGUUUAAACAAAGUGAAUCUGGAAUAUAUAAACGAUAAAAGCACAAUAUUAAAAAAUUGUGUUUUAAGUUAUCCCAUAAUUAAAAUUGAAAAGCUAGAUAUUUCGCGGAUUAAUAGCAAGCAAAAUGUAUUUGAUCAUAAUUCACGAGAUCAAAAAAAUCAAAGCAUUCAAGUGGCGAAUAACACUGAUGUCAAUGAUAUACAAAUUCCGAAAAAAAGAGCCGUGAAGAAAAAGCGACCAAAUGUAGGUAGACCUAGGAAGAAAUUAGUUUUUAAUUUUUCAAAAAGGAAAUACGAAAAUAAAGUUGAAGAUUUCAAUUCGCAUGAAAAUAAAAUUCCAAAAGACAUAAAAGAAUUGAAAACGUGUGAGGCGAAUUCUAACGAAAAUAAAAUAUCUGAAGAACACCUGUUGGGCUCUAUGGAUGGGAAAGUUUAUGGAGAUGUAUUAGUUACUCACAUUAAAGAUAAAGGUUUAAAUUCUAAACAGUUAAAUAUAGUACAAGUAGAAAGUAAUGUGAGCGCUCUGGAGAAUCCAGAGAAUCUAAUUCAAGGUGAAAACGAAAAUAACGAUUUCGUAACAUAUUCCAGUGAACAAGAAUCACUAAGUACAUGCAAAAACUCUGCUUCCAAGAUAAAUAUUGAAGCAAAUCAAUCUUUUUCAAAAUAUGAAAAUAAAGAAACUCAAACACCAAAAUUCUUUAAAAGAAUAAUAAAAGCUCGUAGGAAGCCUUGUAAAAGAUUACAAAAAUUUGCAUCAGCAGACUAUAAAGCAACCUCAGUUAAUUCUGAAAACAUUGAAUCCUUUUUGCCAAACAAUGUGAUUCCAGCUAUUGCAGAAUCUACAUUACCGUUUUUAAAUCCAAAAGAAAACAAACUGUUGAAAAGCCAAAAUUUUGAGCAUUUAGAGAAUGUAUGCUUAAAUUUGGAGCAGUUAUCAUACAAUUCUGUAUUGUUAAAUCAGAAUCAGGAUAUUUCUUCUUUUCUUUUACAACAAUCACCAAUAUUUAGCAAUGAUUUGCUGUCUUACAAUAAUUUACAAGCGUCUCUUGUGGGUAAUCCGCUACAAAUAAUCUCAGAAGUUUUGCAAAAUAAUAGAACAAAAGAAGUAACAUCAAUUAUUCCUGCAGAUAAUAUACAAAAUUAUAGAAACCCCAAUAACUUUAAUGAAAUGGAUGAACAAAAUAUUAAUCAAAAUAUUUAUGUUCAACCUGAAACUAAUUAUACAGAAACUCAACAAAAUGGCAAAAAUUUAAAUAAUCCAAUCGUAGACAAAUAUUCUGCUAAAGUUAUAGAGUCCAUACAAAUAAUUCCAUCGUAUGAUCCACUUUAUCAUCCACAUAAUUUGCAGAACGUUACUCAAUCAGAACAAAAUAAUAUUAGCAACAUUUUUCAAUUUUGUCAAAGUCUUGAUAGUGGAAGUUUGAUUUGUUCAGAAAGUAUCAGUAAUAUACCAUCGUCAAUAUCAACCCUAUCGAAUGAAAUUUAUGAUGAAGAACAGCAAAAUACUAUAGAAAAUGCGCUUGGAAUAUCCAGACAAAAUGAUAUGACUGUAGAAAACGCAAUACAAGAAAAUUUUGCUUUACUAUCACAAAACAAUAUUGCUGGGGAUUAUGAUUACGAAAAAGUAAAAAACAAUGGAAGAGUAGAAGAGGAAAAUGAGAAUAAUUCUUCUUUAGCAGUGGAAAUGCCAAAUAUUUUAAAUGAAAAUGCUGAAGUUCAAAUGAAUGAAAAUUGUGAUAAUAUAUUGGAAUGCCAAUUAGAGCAAGAGAAAUGUUGUCAUAUUGAAGAGGAAAAGGGAAGUAUGAACACAUUAAUAUUGAAGAAUAUUGAAAACGAAGUUGAUAAUAGUAGGUGUAAUGCAUCCAAUUCUAAAACUGGAGAAUCCUCGAACUCUCGGUCUAAGGUUAACAUAUCCAAAACUUGGUCAAUUAAAAAGGAUGCCAGAAUGGUGGACGAAAACUAUUUUUCAACCAAAAUUACCAUAGUUUCUGAAUCCAAAUCAAAUUUAUUAUCAGAUGAAAUAUCAGAAACGUCUUUAGAAAAGGCUGAUUUAACAUCCUCAUCUUCUCGUUCGAAGAAAUCUAUUGAGUCAGAAGAAAUUGCUAGUUUAGAGAAAGAAAAUAACAACUGUGACAGUGAUGAUGAAAAUGAUUCAAAACUUUUAAGCGCUUUUGGGAUUUUAUCAGAAUGUAGAGUUAAUUUAAUAAAAUUAGAUUUAAAAGAUAUAAAUCUUACAUCAGCAAAUGACUCAAAUUCUCGUCAGGAAGAUGUGCAAUUUAAGAAUAAAGGUAAAUUAGAAAAUGAAAAAAAAGAUUUUGAGCAAAAUGCCCCAUUUGAAAUUAAAAUGUCGAAAACAGUAGAAAUUACACAAAAUGCCAAAUUAUCUGCCGAUGCUGCUAAAAUAUAUUGCAAAGGAAAAGAUGAACAGCAAAUUACAAUUGAAAUUGAUAAAAAUUUCUUUGCAUCGACAUCUAAAGAAUUUGAAUCGAAAAAUAAGCAAAAUGCCGUUUCAAUCCAAGGUAGUAAAGGUCCAGUAUUUGAGGUCAGUCAUAUCCCAAAAGUUGGUCAAUUUGUUACGUAG